This is a messenger RNA of Radiomyces spectabilis, 1656 nucleotides long. Its product is annotated as general substrate transporter. The transcript has 3 exons. Gene Ontology annotation, cellular component: membrane. Gene Ontology annotation, molecular function: hexose transmembrane transporter activity. Gene Ontology annotation, biological process: monosaccharide transmembrane transport. NCBI's taxonomy places the organism in Eukaryota, Fungi, Mucoromycota, Mucoromycetes, Mucorales, Radiomycetaceae. The record is from RefSeq and is a predicted model, not a curated record. The coding region runs from base 26 to 1540 and encodes 504 amino acids.
GACUCUUUUCCUUUACUUUGUCAUUAUGGAUUCGAGACAUGCCGGGCUUCGUCCCUUUGUCGUUUUCUGCGUUGUCAUUGCCAGUUUAGGUGCGAUGAACAAUGGUUUCAAUACAAGUUCCCUGAAUAUUCCCGCUUCCGCUAUUCGAAAAUGUCCCGGAGUCCCCGAGGGGCAAGUCACCUACUAUCCCAACUCGCCAUUGCCUCAGUGCUUGCCCAUGGGCGAUUGGAUUUGGGGUGUGGCAACCGGUAUGUUUGCCAUUGGUGGUUUACUAGGUGCUAUGAUGUGCGGUCCCAUGUCUCAAAAAUUUGGUCGUCGUGAUUCCAUGAUUAUCAUCAAUAUCAGUUUCUUUAUUGGUGCCAUUUUACUGUCUACUUCCGUUCACUCUGCUCAGUUUGCUAUUGGUCGUAUUUUCGUCGGUAUUGGUGCUGGUUUCAUGACCGUCGUCAUCUCCAUGUAUAUUGCUGAAACCUCGCCACCAAAAUACCGUGGUGCCUUGGGCUCUUUCUUGCAGUUGUUUGUCACCCUCGGUAUUCUAAUUAUUGAAGCCAUUGGUCUUGGCUUGACAUCUGCCGUUGGCUGGCGUAUCGUGGUGGUGAUCACCGUUGUGCCUGCCAUCAUUCAAAUGAUCUGUCUUCCUUUCUGUGCUCGUUCCCCCCGUUGGCUGAUCAACCAUAACCGCAUCGAUGAAGCCCGUCUUGAACUACUGCGUCUCCGUAAAGGCGAUGUGGAAGAAGAAUUUGCCGACAUCUUGCUCAACCUUUCCAAGGGCGGAGGUUCCAAGACAGCACGCGAAAAGCAGCAACAACAAGGAGAACAAGCCCAUCCUUCCAACGAUUCACAAAGCGAAGUGAGUUUGACAUUCUGGCAGGUGAUGUCUAUCCGCGUGUUGGCUAUCUUGACGUUGAAGAUGAUGGUCGUCCAUAUGGCCGGUCAGCUCACGGGUAUCAAUGCUGUCAUGUAUUACUCGACCUCCAUUUUUGAAAAUUCGUUUGGUGACGAUGCCAAGUAUGUCACUGUUGGUGUGGCUGGUCUGAAUGUGUUUAUUACCCUCAUUGGUCUCGCUUUGAUCGACAACUUGGGUCGCAAGAAGCUGUUGUUGAUCUCUUCUACGGGCAUGUGUAUUUUCGCUACAUUGAUUACCAUUGGUUUGCGAUUCAAUGUCGGUCCUCUGCAGGUAGUGUGCGUAAUGCUGUUUGUCGCAUCGUAUGCUGUGGGUCUCGGUAUGGUUCCUUUCAUUAUCACUGCUGAAGUGUAUCCGACGUACGCUGUGGGUGCAGCUUCUUCCGCUGCUCUGAUGGUCAACUGGCUUUGCAAUUUCAUCAUUGGUCUCGUAUUCCCCGCGCUGCAAAGCGCUUGCGGUCCCUAUGUGUUCUUGAUCUUCACCGGUAUUACCUUUUUUGUUACCAUUUUCAUCAUCUUUUUCGUCCCCGAAACGAAGCAAAAGUCCAUUGAGGAUCUUGGACGUGAGCUGGGUUGGGCUGGUCUUGAUACCCAAGCCAUACUGGCCAAGGCCAACAAGAAUGAUCAUCAUAAAUAAUCCCGCUUAAAUUCUUAGUCAUAUAGAUAAUCUCGUCCCCUCUGUCACUCAUAUGUAAAUUGUAAUUUUCCAUUUCUUUGUGUUAUGAUAGUAAAAAGAAAUAAUUUAGAACCGCC